AUCUAAUGACCCAAAAUCAUUAAAAACAAAAAGGGUAAAUACAAUUUAAUAUCCAAACCUUUCAUUUCAAACAAUAUAAUAGCCAAACCUUUUCGAAAACAAUUUAAUAUCCAAAUCGUCAACUUUCCGUCCGUUUGACCGUUAGUUGACACUUCUAAAAAGCUUUGUUUAGGGGAAAUUGUCACAAUACGACUUUGUUUUCUUGUUUUGGCAUUGCAGAUGACUGAAUAUUAAGAUAUUCUAUAUCAUCAUGGUGGAGUCAUGGACUUCUCGGGUUUGGAACCACGAUAUGUUGGUGGUUUUUCAGAGAAGAUAUCGAUGGAUAUUGAUGAAGUGUUGUACUUCGAACUUUUUUAAAGUGUCAACUAACGGUCAAACGGACAGAAAGUUGACGAUUUGGAUAUUAGAUUGUUUUCGAAAAGGUUUGGCUAUUCUAUUGUUUAAAAUGAAAGGUUUGGAUAUUAAAUUGUAUUUACCCAAACAAAAACUACGAAGGGACAAACUAGUUAUUUUGGCACCCUGGCCUUUUCCGUUUUUUUAACCAAAUCCAGAGAAGAAUCUUUUCUCAUAUUUGUCUAAUCGAAUCAUAUCUCCUUCGUUUGCUAACUCAUAAUUUAAAUCUUUUUGCAUAGAACUCACACAUUAAUUAAGAUAUGCGCAAUGAUAUUCAUUUUGCUCUUCAAACACUUGUUCUUUCUAGAAUUGUCAGUGUCAUAAUGUAAUAUCACGAUCUUAUCACUACGAUAAGACUUACUGCAUAUCAUACUACUAUCAUAUCAAGAUAUUAUCACUAUGAUAAUAUCAUAAUAUGAUAGUGUUAUUAGGGGUGACCAUUGGGUGGUUGAACCCCAAAUCCACCCGCAAUUGACUCACUCAUUAUCAUGUGGGUGGUUUUUAUGGGUGAGUGUGGGUUGUAAAAUAGGUGACCCGUGACCCACAAAAAAUUGGGUGAGUGCAGGUAGACUGUGGCUGAGGAUUGUGUUGUGAGGUGUGCUUAAGCAAUUGGAGGUACGCUUAAGCAUAAUUGGUAGAAAAACACAGUUGUCUUUCCCAAAAAUGGCAUCAUCUCAAACUACCACUGAUUCGUCCUUCAUUUCUUCCAUCAAUUUGGAAUGGUAAUUUGCCAUUAUAGGUUAAAAAGCUAUUUACACUGACAACGCCUAGGCGAAUGAGGCGCUAGGCAAGACCAAAACUUUUGCCUUACGCCUAGUGCCUUCUUGAACUUUGUUUAUUAUCAGGCUUAGACCAUGGUUGUCAGUUGAAUAUUUUGUAACUUAUGGACCAUUACCUAUACCAAUAUUGUGAAAUAAAUUAUUCACCUGACAUAUGAAUUUAAUGCUAUUUAGUUUUAAAUUUUCUUUCAUUUUAAGUUUAAAGGUAUUGAAAUUAUGUAAUCAUAUGAAAUAUAUGUUGUAAACCCAUCGAAACCAUCACCGAUCAUCCACAAUCACCCAUCCCAACCCACCCACAUGUAAUACUUGGGUGAGUGUGGGUCAUUUUUUCCUUCACCCACCACGUAGAGGGCGGUUCCACAUCCAGUCAAAUCGCAUAGAACCACCCACUGCUCACUCUUACGUGUUAUGAUGUCAUUAAUUAUUCUAGUUAUUUUCUCAAACAUAACACUUCAUAAUAACAUCAUAUCACUAUCAUAUCAUAAUAUUAUCACUGUAUCGAAUUAUUUUUAUCAACCAUAAGACUUUAUACCAACAUCAUACCACAUCCAUGAUCCAUAUAUUCUUGUAAACAAAAUAUCACAUUCAUAUAAUAUGAUAUGAUAUUAUCACUACACUACAAUAAUAGAAACAUGAUAUUAUCACUAUACUACAAUGAUAAUAUCAUGAUACAAGAGUGAUAUAUGAUGUCAUCGUUUUUUUUUUGUCAAAUAUGAGUGCUCAUACCAACAACAUAUCAACACCAUACCAAUAUGAUAUCAUACCACUGUUAGUGGUAAGAUGACUAUAAUUUUUAUUUUUCAAGAAAUAUCAUAUCGUAAAGCACAAAAAUAUGAUAUUUCUACACAAUUUUCUGUUUGAAAUUCGAUACGAAAUAAAAUGAGAUAUGAUAUAUUUUAAAAUGUUGUAGAAAAUUUAAAAAGUGUUUAAUAACACUCCCAUAAUUCUGGUUAGUUGUUUCUCAAACCUCUACUUUUCCAUCUAAUUUGAUCCAACCUACAAUUUCAAAAGCGAUUAAAAUCCAACCUAACCUAAUCCAACACAAAUUUGAGAACACUGAAUUUUACCCGAAUCGACCGGAUUGCAUCUAGUUGGGUAACCAAGUUUUCCGAGUUAUAGUACCCACGGUCUAUGGCGGAUCGAGAUUCUAGAGAAGCCGAUAGGGUAAUUAGCAUAAAUGGUCACAAACCUUUGCACUUAGUACAAAACAGUCACAAAUCUUUAAUUUGUAACUAUUUGAUAACAAAACUUUUUACUUAAAACAAAACGGUCACAAAUUAAACAGUGUGACCAUUUCAUACCAGUUCGAACUUUUGUUACCGUGUCGUUGCAAAUUAGACUUUUGGUGACCGUUUUGUACAAAUUAAGUUCAAAAGUUUGAACGAUCAAUCAGCGUUACAAUUCGCUCUAGUUGUAUGGUGGUUUUGUUAAUGUAUGUGAAUGAUAUGAUCGUCAUAAAGGAUGACAAUGAAAGAACUCAAUGGCUCACAAACGGGUUCCAGACUGCUUUUUAGUUGAAAAAACUCUGUCUACUUUCUUACUUUCUUGGUAUUGAAAUUGAAAGGUCAGGGCAUUCUUAUUCGGCAAAGCAAAUAUGUCGAUGAACACAUGACCUGACAUCUUAUAUGUCGUUCAAGUGGUUAGUGUCAUAUACUUAACGAACAAACUACCCUACCUCAAAACAUGACAAACAUUUAAUUUGUAACGAUUCGGUAACAAACCUUUGCACUUAAAACAAAACGGUCACAAAUUAAAUAGCGGUAACCAUUUUAUAUAAUUUCAAAGUUUUGUUACCGUAUUGUUACAAAUUAAAGGUUUGUGACCGUUUUGUACUAAGUGCAAAGGUUUGUUACCAUUUAUAGGGGUGAUAAUCGGUUGGCGGGUAUCCGGUUUGACCGACCACCGAACCAAAACCGGCGGUUAUUCACCGAAACCGACAACCGAAAACUGCUGGCGGUGUCGGUGUCGGUUGGGGAUUUCAGGCGAAUUUGAUAACCGGACACCGACGGUGAUUAACCGACAAUAACUCGGUCAACCGUAAAUAACCGCGGAGAACCUCGUCGCCACAGGCAUAACCCCUCUGCCCUUGCUCGCCACCACCACCAGAGCUUUGCUCUGCCCCCCAGCCCCCAUCCAGAUACUUCUCAACCCUCAACCAGACUUCACCGCCCCACCUACUCCUUCCAAUCUCGACCUCGUCGUCCCAAUCUCCCUAAUCCCGACCUCGACGCCCCAACCAGACACGCACCACCACCAAAAUCACAACUCUCAUCCAAAACCCUCUAUGCAUACAAAUAGAUCUAAAUCCCUCCAGAUAUGCAACGAACCCUAACCCCCAAAUCCCCAACUCCCUCCAUUCAUGUAACGAAGCCUAACCCCCAAAUAGAUCCAAAUCCCUCCCGCCUUACUCAUCCUCUUUUUGCAUCGUUCGCCGUUUGGUUGUUCCUUCCUUUGCCUGUUUCCGCCGCAUCGCCGCCCAGCCUUCCUCAUACUCGAUCGGUGGACACCAUGAAGAAGCUUCCGAGUAGGCAUAGAAGAAGCAAAAGAUAAAAGAUUGAAAGUUUUUUCAUUUGAUUUGUAGAGAAAAAGAAGAUUGAGAAGAAGAAAAGAGGGGAUUUUAGGUAGCAGAGUGAGAGAGGGGGAACAGAGAAGACGGAAGAGAGAGGGGUGCAAAUUUGGUACAAUUAAAUAUUAAUUCCCCCUUUCCUUUUGUUUUUAGCCUUGAUAUUGCGGUCUCUCGGUUAAUUGUUCAAUUGAACCGACUGUCUGCGGUUGCGGUUAACCGGUCAGAAUAAUCGGUGCGGUUGCGGUUGGUCAUCUGGGCACUUUUUGGUAACCGAUUAACCGAAAAAUCGGUUCGGUUUAACCGCAACCGAACCGACUAUCACCCCUACUUGUCCAUUUAUGCUAAUUAGUCGAAGCCGAUAUAUAUCCCACGUGUCCCUAAUCGCCGCGCUCCUAAAUCUCUCCCCAUUUCCUUCUCGCGGAAAACAAAUCAGCACCAGUUCUUCCCCCAAUUUGAUCGCCGAAACCUCUGUACCAGAAAUGCUACGGAUGAACCCUAAGAAACGGCCGCGCGUGGCUGUCCACAACCGCUACCAUACCGCCGCCGGCGCCGCUGCUUCCGUCUCUUCCACCUCCGCUCUCAUCGAUUCCGUCACAGACAGAACCAUCAGCGAAACUUCUCAGAAGAUCCGGCGAACAUCCUCCCAUCCACAGCUCCUUUCGUCCUCCGCCACCUCCGCCGCUGCCGACGCCGCGGCCCCGACCACCGCCGCCAUUUCGUUCGACGAUCCCGCCACCGCUGACGUACUCCUCCGCCUCUUCCUCGACCCCACCAUUGUCACCAUCGACGGUUCCUCCGGCUCGGUCUCUCCAUCCGUCACCGAUGAGCGUUCGGACGUCCUGAUCUACCUCCAUUCCGAUGUCCUCUGCCGCGCGAAGUAUUUCUCCGCUCUCCUGUCCGAUCGCUGGCAGCGGAGCAACACGAGCAACGACGAGGAUGCUGAGAAGGGGCCCGAUGACGUCUCUGGUGGUUCCGAUGCGAAAUUGAAGCAUCUGAGAUACGGUGUUCCGCUCGGAGAUGGUUCAAUUGAUCAUCGUCUUGCGGUGCUGAAGCUCCUUUACACGGAGGAUUUCGCGUCGGUGAUUUCUUCGGCCUCGGUCGCGCUCGACCUGCUCCCGGUGGCGCUGCACUUGAUGUUCGAGGAUUGCAUCACGUAUUGCGUGAGAUUCCUUGAGGCGGUUCCGUGGAAUGAAGAGGAAGAAAGGCGGGUGCUGCAGCUGGUUCCGUUUCUCAGAGAGAAUGAAUCCAAGGAGCUUUUAGCCCGGAUUUCGACUGAGGACGAGGAUUCCUGCGCGGAAAUGCUCGAGGGAUUGAUCGCUGCCGCGGCCAUUCAUAACCAGCCUAACCUGGCCUUCGUGAAGGCGUUUGUUGCCAAGCUGUUGAGGGAUUUCUCCUCUAGGGAUGCUGCCAGGACGGCGUUGGAGAACGCUUUCAGGAGGAGCUUCAGGGUUGUGAAGGAUUCGUUGGAGGAGUACUCGAGUCCCGAUUUCAGAGGCGGCCACAAUGAGACUGAAGCCAUACAGCGGGUGAAUCUGCACACUGCCAUGACCAAUGGGAAACAUUUGCUGUGGAUUGUGGAGAGGAUGAUUGAGCUGAGGGUGGCGGAUAAGGCCGUGAAGGAGUGGAGUGAGCAGUCUGGUUUCACAGCUGACUUGCAAAGGGCUUUCCGGGAUGAUGCGUGGAGGAACAUAGUUCCCGGCCUUCCAGCUAUUGUCAUUCGUUGCACUUACAAGCUUGCCUCUGCGGUUGCUACUGGUUCCAUUCUGGCUGCUAGAGAGGUGAGGAUGAAUCUUGUACAGGACUGGCUUCCUGUUCUAGUUAUAUGCAAAGACAACGUUUCCCCUAUGUCGCCUGGUCAUAAGGCACUGUAUAUGGAGCUUGAGGAGACAUUCUUGAUGAUAAUCUCAACCCUUCCCAUGUCAGAUGCCCAAGAAUUGCUUCAGCAGUGCCUCAGCUUCUCGACCAGGAACGUUGAAGAUUGUCCGCACUUGAUGACUGCUUUCAACACCUGGUUCCGUCGUGCAGCUCGUCCUCUACCACAAGAUGAUCAGCAUUCCUGAAUUGCUACCGUAUCUAACUUCGAUGAUUGCUCCGUAUCGAACUUCGAUCACAGCCAAACUGUUUGGCUGGUGUGGUUCUGCACUUCUGCCGUUUCAUUCGAUGCCUAAAAAGUAAAAACUGUUAAAUGAGUUUGUGAAUAUUAGUAUUGGCUUUGGUAGAAUGGCUUCAGUGCUGGUAGUUUGUUGGUAGAGAGGCUUGAAUCGGCCCCGACUUUGAAGUACAUGGAUUAGAACAGAACUCUUGAAUGCUUUGUAAGUAAGAACAUCUUUCGUUUCAUGAAUCCUAUUGAAUUGGUGGGGUUAGGUUGUCGAGAAGAAAUCAGGGUGAUUUCG
Messenger RNA from Linum trigynum, 6131 nucleotides. The record is from the annotation of a GenBank genome assembly. Lineage: Eukaryota; Viridiplantae; Streptophyta; Magnoliopsida; Malpighiales; Linaceae.